CUGUCACACACACCACUGCAACUGUAGAUUGGGGAACGGGGCAAAACAGCAGACAGGGGGGUUGAUUUCAACUGAAUUGUGGGUAUUCAACCUAAAUGGGCAAGGCGAAAGGCACCGCAGGAAAAAGGGUCAUUUUAAAAUGCAGGGGAAAAAACAGAGGAUAUCUAGUGGUAGUGCAAUAAAGAGAGAGACUGGGAGAAAAAUAAAAAAAGACAGGGAGAGAGAAAGAGAAGGAGGCAGAGCUUCUCUCUCUGACUGGCUAACUGGCUGGCAGUGAGCUCUGAGCGCUGAUCUGCCUGUUCUGAUGGGGUUUCAUGCCCUUUCGGCAGUUCCAUGGACCCUGAGGGCAAUACGGAGUUCUGUUGUUGAUCUCGUUUUGCCUUUUCUCACCUGUCAAUUGUAAAAGCCAGCUCAGAAUCAGGACAAGCUGUUCCAAGCUUCACCAACGACAAAUGGAUCAUCAACCAGUAACCACAAUCCAAGAGGGGAGAUAAAAGAGCAUUCAAUGCAAGCGGCACAGACACCACUGGCAGAAAUGAGAGUGAUACUGGUGUGUGCCCUCCUCUCCCCACUGUCUUUGGCUCAGGCCUGUCCAAAAGAGUGCAGUUGCAACAACAAAGUCGUAGACUGCCGGGGUCGCGGUCUAUAUGACAUUCCUCGAAGACUACAUCCAGAAACUCAAGAACUGUACCUCCAAGAUAACCGCAUCCGGGGAAUUGUAUCAAUGGCUUUUCGGGAAAUACCCCUUGUCCGUAUUCUUGAUCUAUCAAAUAAUUCUAUAACAUCUAUUUCACCAACUGCUCUGCUGGGUCUGAGGACUCUGCAGCGUCUCAGCCUGGCACACAACAGCCUCAGAGAGUUCGACAGGCGACUCCUCAUUCCAAUUCACUCACUUUCUCGGCUUGACCUUUCACACAACAGUCUCGGAGGGUUGCCUGGAGCCAUGGGGGACAGCUUAAAGAACCUCAGCUUCUUGGGGCUAGCAUACAACAGGUUAACAAGACUGGACCGCUCACUGAUGGAGGCUAUGACGCUCCUGGAUGGCCUUACACUACAAGGCAACCCCUGGAGGUGUGACUGCCAAAUGAUAGGCCUGAAGCUCUGGCUGGAGACGUAUGUUUUUAAAGGUGGUGCCAUAGAUGAAGUGCUUUGCUCCCAGCCAGAAGAAAUGAAGAAUAAAGAUCUGCAAAAAGUUCCUUAUGAGCUCUUCCAUGCCUGCAUGGCUACAAGCUACCACUACCUGUUUGCCAACAUACAUCACCUGGAGUCUGAGAGGCUACUGCGAGGACACACUCAUGGCAAUCAUGCUAACCCUGCCAUUCAUGCCCUACAUGUUCCCAUGGCAAUGGGGGAGGGCUUUGGUGGGGGAGGAGGGGGAAUGACAGAGUGCGAACCCAAGCAGAAGCAACGGCCUGUCAACCUGCGCCAUGCCAUAGCCACGGUGAUAAUCACCGGCGUGGUGUGUGGCAUCGUGUGUCUGAUGAUGCUGGCUGCAGCAGUGUAUGGAUGCGCCUACGCCGCCAUCAUGGCCAAAUACCAGAGAGAGUUAAAGAAGAACGAGGAGCUGGCGGCAACAAAAGGGGCAGAUCAUGCCACAGCAGAUGAUAAGGAACCACUGGAAAAUGCUAUCGCGUAGGAGAAGGAUGAAACUUCCCCAAGACUUGAAACUCUUUGCUCUGGAGGUCUCAACCCUUUAACUUGAUUUUCUCUGGAUGCCAUGUGUGGGAUUGGGUGUAAAUUUUUAGAAAAAAUUGAAUUUGUGAAAAAUAACUAUUUUUACAUAAACUCACCAUACAGUUAAGAUCUGGGUAGCACAGGUAUUUGACUAUGCACCAAUGAGAAGAGUAUCUAUUGUAUGCGGGUCUAAGGGGCUGGCCAAAGAAUUCAACAAUGUACAUUUUUGUUCUAAGAACUGCAUAUCAAUAACAGGGGCAAAUUAAGAUAUAUUUAUAACUGUGUACUAAAAGGUAUUUGUAAUGUUUGGUAUUUGCAUCCAGUAACUUUGUUAUUUAUUAUUUUUUUAAGGUAGACCUUUGCUGUCUUUUAGCUCCUGUUGGUUUAGAAUUUGAGUCUGUUUUAAAUCUGUAAUAACUCAUGGGGAGUUUUUGUAAGUUGUGCCCUGAAUUGCCAUGAUUAUCCAUGUUUGUAUGACAAAAAAGGGUAAUCUAUAUUUCACGUUUGACUGAACGUGCGUGUGGAUUAAUGACCAUCAUACGGAGAAAUAUUCUAAAGUCUGUGCCUAACGAUGUUCUAUAGUUUUGUGAUAAAUAUGUGUUUUUUUAAAGAAUAUUUUCGCAGAAAGCUAACCUGAAAUGGAAAAUUCAUUGAAGCAAUAAUGAACCAACAGCAAAUGCAAAGUCUAUGAUUCAUCCUCCUCCUGUGACUUUACGCCUUUAUCAGUCUGACUUAUCAUACAGCAUCUUUUGAGGUCAGUUUCAAGUUUGUUUUUUACUUAUUACUCAUUUGUACUGGAUACAGAAAAUUAAGUGGUAAUACAUUAAUUAUGGUACAAAUAGCAAAAGAUUAUGAAUACAGUAUGUACUUUUUAUUGGAGAAAGUUAGUUAGCAGGUAUUUUGUGAUCUAAAUGUGGAGGUUUGUCUUUUGAUGUUAAAAAUCCUAAAAAAAAAAAAAAUCCUAAUCCUUUGAAUCCAAAAGUUGCAUUAAAUUUAUUCACCAACUUCUGAUACAAAAGUUAAAAGAAUAGCUGCCUCAUUUUCCUUGAUAAUAUUUCCUUUAAUAUUAAUUUCAAAAGGAUUUCAUUGUCACGUUAGAAUCUCAGAGGAUUUUGAGUUGUUUUUCUGUUACCACAGUUUAUUAUUAAACGAUUAAAAAGAAGAAGACUUUUAAAGUGUUAAUAAAAAAUAAACUGAAGCAAAAAUGGAUUUAUAGCAUGCUGGAGUGUAGACAAGCACUUGAAGGGGCACAGAUGCCUUUGGUUUCAAUGCCCGAGUUGACUUUUGUGGCAGCAGACUCACCGCACGUGGCUUGGGAUGUGACCAAGUACACCGACACACACAAACCCGACAUGCUGGCGUACAUACAUUUAUAUGAACACACACACAAACAUUGUGACUUUAGAGAUGUCUGCAGGGGCUGUGGUGUGUGAUGUCAUCAGCCUGUCCUGUCAAGUUAGUGUGUUAGCGUAUUCAUAAGUCUACAGCUCAGUGGAGCGCAGGCCAGUGAAGUGAAAACUGGCCCCAACCAGCCUACGCUAAAUUAGCAUUCUAGCCUACAUCUCCUCUCCCAUCUAACACUCUUAUAUAAAAUCAUCUCUGUGCGCAAACACUCAAAUAACAAGCAUGAGGGUCACCGCUGUACAUCAGCACCCACUUUAACUUUAUGCUGUUCAGAAAUCCUCCCUUAUUAGUCAUUGAAAUUUAGGCACAGCUCACUAUUAUUUUAAGACAGCAGCACUAGAAUCAACGGGGUCAGAUUAUACUGCGAGCUGGUGUUAACUGUGGGCUGCUUGUGCACCACUGAUGUAAAUCUGAUGAAGACUCCGUUUGUAUGUGUGUGCAUGCAUAAUGACAGUGCACAGACUCUCCCAUCUCUGUCCUUCUGCUCCAGUGGUUUCCCCUAGGCAUAGACUACCCAGAAUGCACUCCUUUUAUGUCAACACAUUCAGGCACUGUGAAAUAAUUUGGUAUUUUUUCCUUUUUUUCUCUUAUUUUAGGGUGUUUGCAUUUUAUAUAAUUGUAGGCCUCAUCUUUUUUGACACUGACCAGACAUUAUUAUUUUUAGUCAUUUUACUUUUAUUAUUAUGAGUUAGAUGUCCUCCACACUCUUUUCCUUUGUGUGUUUUGGACAUUGGGAAAUACCAAGUCUGUGUAGAAUUAAUAAAAAGAAAACAAGACCAAAUUAUCACACUAACAAAAAUUAAUACAAAUAAAAUAUUAUAAUUUAAAAAUACUUAUUAAUAUUUACUGGUAGAUUUCAAUGUUUUCCUUUUUAAUUUGUGGCAAAGUUGUCUUUUACAUAAAUGACAAUAAGUUAAAAAAACAAAAAACCUAGAAUCUGCAGCUUAUGAUCAUUUUUAUAAUUUCACAUCAUCUGUCAAAUCUGGGGAGAUGCAUUAGAUAAACCAUGCAUUAAAAUCUCCCAUUUUCUAAAAUGUUGUUUGUACUAUGGAGAUUCUACUUUCCUGUAUCUUUCUGGUUGAUCAAUUCUUUGUUUACUCCCUUACAAAAAGCAUCAACUUUUAUCAGGUUGAACUGUGUCAAGGAACCACUGAGAAAGGAACCGAUCUAAACCAAUCUUGUGUGUUCUUACAGCAGUAAGUGCACAAAUAAAAAAAAGACAGCAAAGUGG
Messenger RNA from Oryzias latipes (Japanese medaka), 4309 nucleotides. It is a transcript of the gene lrtm1, whose product is annotated as leucine rich repeat transmembrane protein 1. Gene Ontology annotation, molecular function: protein binding. Lineage: Eukaryota; Metazoa; Chordata; Actinopteri; Beloniformes; Adrianichthyidae. Gene Ontology annotation, cellular component: plasma membrane. The record is from RefSeq and is a predicted model, not a curated record.